This is a messenger RNA of Trichoderma virens Gv29-8, 1152 nucleotides long. RefSeq lists its product as uncharacterized. The record is from RefSeq and is a predicted model, not a curated record. The coding region runs from base 1 to 1152 and encodes 383 amino acids. Gene Ontology annotation, molecular function: oxidoreductase activity; zinc ion binding. The transcript is spliced from 6 exons. Lineage: Eukaryota; Fungi; Ascomycota; Sordariomycetes; Hypocreales; Hypocreaceae.
AUGGCGACUUCAAAAGCAGCGUAUCUCGCCGGAAAAGUUAUUGGUCAUAAUAAUGCAAUCACUAAGCAAGAUGUCUCUAGCUACCUGUAUUCAGAGGAUAGUUUUGAUACUAUGAAAGUUUUGGUCCGAAAAGGAAAUCACAAGGAUACCGACGUAAUUCUCAAAGUCACUGGUUCCACCGUCUGCGGGUUGGACUUACAUCUCCAUCAUGGCGCAGUGGUUCAAAUUGCCGACGGCGACAUUCUGGGACAUGAAUUCCGCGGCAUCGUAGAGCUAGUUGGCCUUGCUGUCAACAAAGUCAAGACGACUGGUAUUUUUAGGUAUUCUCAUCUCAAAAGUGAAUUCGGUGGUGGGCAGACAGAGUAUAUCUGUGUACCACUAGGUGAUGUGAAUUUGCUGGGGAUUUCUGAUAAUAUUAUGGAUGAAAAGGCGCUAAAUGUCUCUGGCAUUCUCUGCACUUCGUAUCACGCCGUCAAAGAUACAACUGUCUACCAGGGCGAUCAAGUGGCCAUAUUUGGCGCAGGUCCCAUUGGACAGAUGGCUAACAUUUUUGCCUUUAGAGAGGGAGCAUCCGAAAUCAUAUUUGUAGACACCGAGUCGCGACUUACUUUCAUGAAGCAGCGUUUCUCUACUGAGCACAACGACAAACUUCUUCUGAUCGAUAAUAAGACGCAGCCGCACGGUAUCGCUUCCAAGGAAACUGUUGUCAGCAAACUGAAAGACAUUUGUGACGGCCGAGGACCUGCUGUCGCUUUCGAGUGUGCUGCAGGCGAGAUGCUCAAUGAGAUGAUUAAAAGAGUUCGCAAUCAUAGUCACUGUAGUAUCACGGGUGUUUAUGUUGCAUACUUAAGUACAUAUCUCGAUUGUUCUAUCGAGAUGCUGAACACUAAUAGACUUAGACGAAACCAUUUCAAUGUCGGUUCACUCAUGCAGAGAGGUAUUCGCCUUAUCGGAAACGGCCAAGCACCGGUACACAAAUACUACGAAGAGAUGCUUGCCAAGAUCCAGAAAGACGAACUCGACCUCCUGCAGAUGGUCUCUCAUAGAGUCCGAUUGGAGGAUCUAGACAAAGGGCGGAGGCAAAAGGUGCUUUUCGAGACCAAAUUCUCUCUGCCCAAGGUUCCGGAGUCCCUUGAAGUAACCCCGUAUUAA